Messenger RNA from Arctia plantaginis, 537 nucleotides. The record is from the annotation of a GenBank genome assembly. NCBI's taxonomy places the organism in Eukaryota, Metazoa, Arthropoda, Insecta, Lepidoptera, Erebidae.
AUGUCAGCAGCUAAAAGAGUUCAGCAAUGGGCUACAUUUGCUCGUACUUGGCAUAUAUUUGACUGCAAAUGGCAAGACCCGUAUGAGUCUGCUAAUAUUAUUAAGAAAUAUCUCAUGGGGCAACAUAAACCAAUCUAUCAUCCUUUAAAUGAUUGCGGAGACGUCGUUGUGUGCAUCAACAGCCGCGAAAUUGCUUUAAGAGGUGAUGAAUGGCGUAAGAGAGCGUAUUUUCAUCACACUGGGUAUCCUGGCGGUGCUUCGUGGACUCUAGCAUGGGAGUUACAUAACAAAGAUCCAACUAUGAUUAUUAAAAAGGCAGUAUACAGAGCGAUGAAAGGCAACCUACAAAGACGUCACACAAUGCAAAGACUUUUUAUUUAUCAUGAAGAAAAUGUUCCUGAAGAUAUAAUGAAGAACGUAUCAAGCCAGAUCCGCCAGUCGCGCCUUGUGCCAACUAGACUUGACCAUAUACCUGAGGAGGAGGUUAAACAAUAUCCUAAAGUUAUGGAUUACCCCAAAGAUUAUGUGCUUAAAUAA